Ixodes scapularis (black-legged tick) is the source of this 762-nucleotide messenger RNA. RefSeq names its product P protein-like. The transcript has 4 exons. The record is from RefSeq and is a predicted model, not a curated record. Gene Ontology annotation, cellular component: membrane. Gene Ontology annotation, biological process: transmembrane transport. Lineage: Eukaryota; Metazoa; Arthropoda; Arachnida; Ixodida; Ixodidae. The coding region runs from base 1 to 666 and encodes 221 amino acids.
AUGCCCUACAAGAUCCAUAACCGAGGCCUUCUGGUCAAGACGGGCAUUGUACUCAGCGUCGUCAUCCUGCUUUUUUUUCUCCAGAGUUUUCCCAACCUUCACCUAAGCCUGGGCUGGAUCGCCAUCUUGGGCGCCCUUCUGCUCCUGGUCCUGGCGGACCUGGACGACCUCGAAGCCAUCAUGGCGCGCGUCGAGUGGACGACGCUAGUCUUCUUCGCCGCCCUCUUCGUGGUUAUGGAGGCCCUGGGCGAACUCCAGCUCAUCUGGUUCAUCGGCCAGCGGACCCAGGCCUGGAUCAGCGCGCUCCAUCCGCAGUCCCAGCUCCCGAUCGCCAUCUUGAUCGUGACCUGGGUGUCUGCCCUGGCCUCCAGUCUGAUGGACAAUAUCCCCUUCACCACGGCCAUGGUGAAGAUCGUCGCCGGCCUGGGGCCCAUGGACUCCCGGCCUCUCGUGUACGCCCUGGCGUGGGGCGCUUGCUUGGGCGGGAACGGCACGCUGAUUGGCGCGUCGGCCAACGUGGUAUGCGCCGGAGUCGCCGAGCAGCACGGACACCGCUUCACCUUCUUCGACUUUUUCAAGGUCGGCUUUCCUGUGAUGCUACUGACGACUGCUAUUGCAUCGUUUUGGUUGCUCUUCUGUCACGUUUUGCUGCAGUGGAACUCAUAGAUGCAAGAAGAAGGAAAGAAAGACACCUUACGUUUGUUGUUUUGUUGAGAAAAAACAAAAAAAGAAAACACUUUUUAUACACAAUAUCGCACACAA